AACAAAAAAAGACCAAAAAUUUUAAAAAAAAAAAAACACAUUUUUCUUUGUUUCUGUUAUAAAAGGGAUGACCAGAGACUGCAGACAGUGCAGGGGAUGACCAGAGACUGCGGACACAGUACAGGGGAUGACCAGAGACUGCGGACACAGUACAGGGGAUGACCAGAGACUGCGGACACAGUACAGGGAAUGACCAGAGACUGCGGACACAGUGCAGGGGAUGACCAGAGACUGCGGACACAGUGCAGGGGAUGACCAGAGACUGCGGACACAGUGCAGGGGAUGACCAGAGACUGCGGACACAGUGCAGGGGAUGACCAGAGACUGCGG
Staurois parvus is the source of this 330-nucleotide messenger RNA. The record is from the annotation of a GenBank genome assembly. Lineage: Eukaryota; Metazoa; Chordata; Amphibia; Anura; Ranidae.